Molecule: messenger RNA, 1371 nt
Organism: Cylindrotheca closterium
Lineage: Eukaryota; Bacillariophyta; Bacillariophyceae; Bacillariales; Bacillariaceae
Source: the annotation of a GenBank genome assembly
AUGUCUGUAUUAGAACGAUACUUGGUUCAUUCCAAAGAAGGAUUUGUUGACUUUCAUUUGGAAGAAUUCAGUGACGAUGAUGAGUCUGAUGAGGAGAAUGAGAACGAAAUAAGAACCAGUAAUAAUAAUCGUAACAAUCAUGCUGCCGAGCUUGACAUUCUGGAGGAAUUGUGCCAUUCUCCAAUUUCCAAUCCACGUUGUUUCAGUAUUGAUGUUGGAGCAUGGGGUAAUGAUGAUACUGUUAAUGAUACUGAUGACCACCAAUAUAUUAAUAAUGCAAUGGUGGAAAGCAUCCAAAGGGUAUUCCAUCAUUUUGCCGAGAAUCAGAUUCUAUGGAAAACCUUGGACUUGCAUUCCGUUCAAGACCAUGCCACGAGAUCGAUUGGUAGGCUGGUCGAAACUUCCAGUCGCUUGAGUUUGUUUCGGGAAAUGGAAAUAUCCAUUGUUUCGUUUGCACAAAAUAUUGACGGCAUUUUCACCGGAAUUGAACAGAACCAACGUUUGGAACUGUUGGAGAUUCAUAUGCAAGGAGACGCCUUUUCCGAGGCGGAUGCAUUCAGUCUGGAACGACUGCUGACGACUACCAAGACGCUACGGACGCUUCGAAUAUGUGGAGUCAUGAACCUUCGUCUUGAAUCACUCGGUCGGGGACUCGCGGCCAACACUACCUUGGACUCUCUGUCCAUUGACCUAUCGUCAGCUGUUGACAACGACUCUCUGAAUACAUUAUUUUCUACCUUGGCAACGCAUCCUUCGCUACAAUUUUUGGAAAUGACGGCCAGCAAUGCCUGCCGUGAGUCUUUUGUCAAGGGUCUCAAUACAUUACUUUCGUUUUCAAAAUCCUUGGAGCACCUUUCGUUGAGCAAUUUCCAUGAAAAUGGAAGGCUUGCAUUGGAGGAAGUAAGUGACGGUUUGCAACAAAGUAGAUCCCUCAAGGUGAUUGAGACUUAUAGCGCUCUUCGUGGCGACACAAACAUGUCGACGAUAUUCCAACUGCUUCCGGAUUGUCCCACAUUGGAACGACUCUACUUUUACGAACAGUGCAUUGAACAGCAAGAUUUGGAGAAACUCAAAAGCAUGAAGAGACUUGACAAACCAGUCACUUUGUUUCUCAGUGCCCACAUUAUCAAUUAUCUAGCCAAAACGAUCCAAGAGGUAUUGCACUGUCAUCCGGAAAUUCAGCUCAUUGCCCACGAUCUUGGAAAGGCGGGCAAGUCUCUCAAACACUUGUGUGAUUUGAACCUCCAUGGAAGGUACCUCUUGGAUCGAAAUGUACCCUUAUCUUUGUGGCCACAUGUACUACAAAAAUGUGCUACCAAGGAAGAUGUACUAUACUUUUUCUUAAAGGGACCAGCGUUCGCGGCAAGAUAG